AUGAAAUCCCCUCACAAAAAAGCAGCUGCAAGAGAGCAAGCGAGAGAAGCUGUUGAUCACCAUGUUGGCUCUUCAACCAUCAAGAAGAAAAAAGCUGCUCAGAAGAGGCAGAGGAGCAGACCUUCAUCCCGGUCUCGAAGGAACAUCGUGGGCUGCAGAAUUUCUCACGGGUGGAAGGAAGGGGAUGAGCCCAUCACCCAGUGGAAGGGAACUGUUCUGGAUCAGGUGCCUAUAAACCCUUCUCUCUAUCUGGUGAAAUACGAUGGAAUUGACUGUGUCUAUGGACUGGAACUUCACAGAGAUGAAAGGAUUUUAAAGCUUAAAAUCCUUCCUGAUAAGGUGUCCUUUUCUCGAGUCAGCGAUGUGCGCCUUGCUAAUACCAUAAUUGGCAAAGCAGUGGAACACAUGUUUGAGGGGGAGCAUGGCUCUAAGGAUGAAUGGAGGGGGAUGGUCCUGGCCCAAGCGCCUAUCAUGAACGCCUGGUUUUACAUUACCUAUGAGAAAGAUCCAGUCCUGUACAUGUACCAGCUUCUUGAUGAUUAUAAAGAGGGCGACCUCCGUAUCAUGCCAGAGUCCAGUGCAUCUCCUCCAGCAGACAGGGAGCCAGAAGGCGUUGUAGAUGGCCUGAUAGGUAAACAUGUGGAAUAUACCAAAGAAGAUGGCUCCAAGAGGACAGGCAAGGUCAUUCACCAAGUUAAAGCCAAGCCCUCUGUGUACUUCAUCAAGUUUGAUGAUGAUUUCCAUAUCUAUGUCUAUGAUUUAGUGAAAAAGAACUGUUAGGAUGAAAUUUGCAUAGUGUGGGGAGGCAAAUGCGUAAUUUGUAGGCGUGCACAAAAUGUUAAUUUUUCAGUGUAUUAGAAGCCUGAGGGUUUCUGAUAACCCAGAUUCUUUGCCAGCAUCACUGUUUUGUUCUGAAAAAUACCAAUCUGUGGACA
Molecule: messenger RNA, 935 nt
Organism: Cricetulus griseus (Chinese hamster)
Lineage: Eukaryota; Metazoa; Chordata; Mammalia; Rodentia; Cricetidae
Source: RefSeq, a predicted model, not a curated record